AUGAGAGCCCUAUCUCUUCUCUUUGCCCUGCUCUGUUUCCUGGCCCUAUCCUCUGCCUCUCCGGGCAAGGAUAUGGCCAAGCGAAUCACCAGCGGCUCGCUUCAGCAAGUGACUAGCUUCGGAUCUAAUCCCUCUGGCACGCUCAUGUACAUCUAUGUGCCUAAGAAUCUGGCCACUAAGCCUGGAAUUGUCGUUGCUAUUCACUACUGCACCGGAACCGCACAAGCAUACUACACAGGCUCUCCCUACGCACAGCUGGCUGAGCAGUAUGGCUUCAUCGUCAUCUACCCUCAGAGUCCCUAUAGCGGUACCUGCUGGGACGUUAGCUCCCAAUCAGCCCUAACCCAUAAUGGCGGCGGCGACAGCAAUUCGAUCGCCAACAUGGUUACCUGGACCAUCAGCCAAUACAACGCCGAUACCAGCAAGGUGUUCGUGACCGGGUCCAGCUCUGGUGCCAUGAUGACGAACGUUAUGGCCGCGACAUACCCCGAACUCUUCGCCGCCGCAACAGUCUACUCUGGCGUCUCCGCCGGCUGCUUCUACUCCUCCUCCAACCAAGUCGACGCCUGGAACAGCAGCUGCGCACAGGGCAAUGUCAUCAGCACCCCAGAGGUCUGGGGCGGCAUCGCCAAAGCAAUGUACUCGGGGUAUACCGGCUCGCGUCCUCGCAUGCAGAUCUACCACGGCAGCGUAGACACGACUCUCUACCCGCAGAACUACUACGAAACCUGCAAGCAGUGGGCUGGUGUGUUCGGGUACAAUUACAACUCUCCCCAGUCCACCGAGAGCAACACCCCGCAGGCAAACUACCAGACUACCAACUGGGGUCCCAAUCUGCAGGGGAUCUUUGCAACCGGCGUCGGCCAUACGGUUCCCAUCCACGGGACGCAGGACAUGGAGUGGUUUGGGUUUGCGGGCGGGUCCUCGUCAUCGACUACGACCACGGCUACUACGACGAGCACGACGACGUCGUCUGGAAGUUCGUCGACUAGCACUGGCGUUGCGGCGCACUGGGGUCAGUGUGGAGGGAGUGGAUGGACGGGCCCAACAGUGUGUGCGAGCGGGUAUACCUGCACGGUGAUUAAUGCGUGGUAUUCCCAGUGUUUGUAG
This is a messenger RNA of Aspergillus pseudoviridinutans, 1110 nucleotides long. It is a transcript of the gene axeA, whose product is annotated as putative acetyl xylan esterase. Gene Ontology annotation, molecular function: cellulose binding; hydrolase activity. NCBI's taxonomy places the organism in Eukaryota, Fungi, Ascomycota, Eurotiomycetes, Eurotiales, Aspergillaceae. Gene Ontology annotation, cellular component: extracellular region. The record is from RefSeq and is a predicted model, not a curated record. Bases 1 to 1110 code for a protein of 369 amino acids. Gene Ontology annotation, biological process: carbohydrate metabolic process. The transcript is spliced from 3 exons.